Molecule: messenger RNA, 1886 nt
Organism: Lolium perenne
Lineage: Eukaryota; Viridiplantae; Streptophyta; Magnoliopsida; Poales; Poaceae
Product: ERAD-associated E3 ubiquitin-protein ligase HRD1-like
Biological process (GO): proteasome-mediated ubiquitin-dependent protein catabolic process; ERAD pathway
Cellular component (GO): endomembrane system
Molecular function (GO): ubiquitin protein ligase activity
Source: RefSeq, a predicted model, not a curated record
CGUCGCCCGUCCAGGUCUCCAUCUACGUAGAUGUCAUCCCCCGUCCCGGCCAAGCAGCAUCGGAGAAACCGAUGGAUGUGGCCUAUGAUAUCACGCGUUUGCCAGAGGUGAUCCCGCACCUCUCCCCCGUCCAGGUCCCCUUCCUACCCAAUCCAACCAAUCAGGUCCCCAAACCCACCGGAGGAAACAAGGCUUCCGCCGCCGCCGCCCCCAGUGGCUAGCUCUCCGACGGAGUGAAAGGCGCGCAGAAACCCCUCGCCGCCGCCGAUUCGCCGGCGACUUCAGCAGCAGCUCCCCGCCCAAUCACCCCCCCGAAUCCUCGUACCGGUCGAGCGAAUUCGCGGCGGAGAUGAUCCGGCUACAGACCUACGCGGCGUUGAGGCGACGACGGCCGCCGCGUACCACGCGUUCAGCACACGGGGCCAGUUCUACCCGGCGAUGGCGCACCUCUCGGCCUCCAAGCCCUGCCUCGUGCUGCUCCUCAACACGGGCCUCGUCGCCAUGUGCGCCGCCUGGCAGCUGGCCAGGCGCGCCUUCCUCGGCCCGCUCCGGGAGGCCGAGGCCGAGCGGCUCAACGAGCAGGCGUGGCGCGAGGCCGUGGAGAUGCUCUUCACCGUCACCAUCUUCCGGCAGGAGUUCUCCGUCGCCUUCCUCGUCAUGGUCGCCGCGCUGCUCCUCGUCAAGGCGCUGCACUGGCUCGCAGAAGCAGGUCGAGUACAUCAAGACCACGCCGUCGGUCGGUCGGUGCCGGUGCUGGCGCACGCCAGGAUCGUCUCCUUCAUGGCGUUCCUUCUCGUUGUGGACUGCCUCUUCCUGUGGAACUCGCUCGGCUCGCUCAUUCACAAGCGGGAGGCAUCUGUUGCAAUCUUCUUUUCCUUUGAAGAUAAAAGGAGCAUAUCAACAUGUGGCUUGCGCCUCCGAUGCCCACCACCACAUCGCUGCCUCAUGUGCUUCACCUGAGUUGCAAUUGUAAGCUGCUGCAAUAGUCACCCGUCCACCGCACACCACAGCCCCCAAGCCAUUUCAACUUCAGAGGACUAAGCAAGCAGUCGAGUGGAGCAAUGACGGCCAAGCGAGCUUAUCGUGCUGUUCUCACCUUCUUGUAGACAACGAGGAUGGAGAUGCAUGGAAAGGCAUUGGAGAUAUCAUGGGAAAGGCGGGCACCCUGGAAGUUCUCGCUGCUGAGUUUGCUAGACUAAUUAUAAGUUUCCCCAUGCAUAAUUUUUCUAGAAAAUCUUUCCAUAUACUAAAGUGUGCUAAAUAUUUUUGAGCAUCUAGAGACCUUGCUACAGGUGGAAACAUAGCCUCCCAUGCAUGCAUUUUCCUUUUCUAAUUACAAUGGCCUUCUCAGAUUUGUUUUGAGAGCAAUGCAGCAUGUGCGUGGACGUGCUCGCCGGCAAUGAUAUGAAGUGCCCCGGCAAGGAAGGCUGUGCCUACAGGCACGCCUGCGAGUUCACGCACUCCGAGGUUGGUCUGGACGAAGUGGCGAGAACGGCAGGCAGGCCUGGUCGACUUACAAUUUGAUUUCAUAGAACACACUGAUGCGUAUGCUUUGAUGGAGUGACUCUGGUGACUCAUCUAGCUAAUUAAUUCAGUUUUGGAGUUUGCAUUAGUCAAGGUAUGUAACCCAGCAGAUUGCUUCAAUUCCUAAUUGACUCUUAUAACUCGGUUCUUUUGCUUGAUUAAGUUCAUCUUCAUAGAAAGAUGGCAUUCUAUAUCAGUCAAGGUGCGAAUGAGCUUUUAUGUUUGUACUACUUCAUGAGUUAUUAUAUGAACUACGACAUGUUUUAGCUGUGAUCACUUCCUACUUUAAUCAAGAAUAAUUUCCCCACUAAUCAAUCUUGGUUUGGUUAGAAGUGGUACUUUGGCAUAGUCCUUUGAUGUUA